UUUCCUUCCGCAGCAAAAUGUCAGAAAUCAGUUCACCACACCAAAAGACAUCCAAAGAAGGGGCUGAAGUCCGCGAAAUAAGGCACAAUGAACGCAGAAACAUUAGUCCAAAAAGCAAUGCAGAUAACAGAGUGGUUAUAGUUAUUGAUGACACACCACCUGCUUCACCCAUUCGCGAAAGUAGUCAAGCAAAGGAAGAUCGUGGCAAUCGAACUAAGGAGAUACAAAUGACGACUAACAUAGGAAAAGGUAAGAAUAAUACAAGUAACUAUAAGAACCCAGAUAAAGCAUCAAGAAAAGUGACAGUCUCUAUAGGGGAUAAAGCCACGAAAAAACAAAUGGAUUAUAGAGCUGAGAACAGGGAUCGUUUUUCUUACCGAAGCCCAUCCCCUCGCCGUCAUCGUACACGGUACCCUUCCGGAUUCUAUCGUCGACCAUCUUCGCCCCUUGACAUGAAUAAGUAUCGUCAAGAAAAUUCAUCAAGACGCCUCCGUCCUUCGUUGUCUCCCCAACGCCGAGGUCGCCCAAAUCCACCAAGACGCCGAGUUCGUUCAGCGUCUCCCAAACGCCGAAGUCCUUCACCUACAGUACGAAUUCGUAAGCGUUUACCCUCUCCACUUCUCCGUGAUUGUUUACGCAUAGCAAGACUUUGUGGUCAAUCGAUUCCAGAACGUAAGCUCAAGUUAUCGGAAAAACAAGACCGACAGAGUAUACCAAGUUCGCCAGUAUCCAGCCAAAACCGCAGCAUACCGGCACCCCAAGCAGAAUCCAGUUUGCCACCACUUAGGGUGCCCGUAUCUAACCCACAACCCGUCAUGACAACACCUCAACCAGGACCCAAUCGUUCAUCAUCUGCCAUGCGCCACUCAGCAUAUGGUCACUUCACUCCUAAUUACAUAUCUAUUAUUAAAUCGAUGGACGCUUUACCGAUAAAGGUUAUGGAAAACUUUGGACAUAUGAAUAAGACAUUGCCAGCCGGUCAGGACACAACUCAUUUUGAGGCUAAAGAAGGUGGACAAACAGGUAUGACAGAUGACACUUUAAUUGAAACAGACAGGGAUGAUAAUGUCAUUGGUAAAGACAUGUUAGCUAUGAAGGAAAAUACACCAGAAGCUGUAGAGGUGCCUACGCCAGCGGCGACAGAGUCGUCUAAACCAGUACUUACAAAAACCACCAAUCCAGCAGUCGCAGAUAAAAUCCUGCCAGUCGUAUUGUAUACACCUAAACCAGUGGUAAGUAUGUUUAGUUACCUACAGAACCAUACUGACAGUAGAAAUAAGGAAUAUGGGAAUCAACCAUCCCUUAAAAAUAAUGAUAUCAACAGCGGCAGCGGCAACAUCCCAAUAGCGCCAGCUUCUGUGCGAUUUGUUGAAAAACACUCUGCUAGCGAUGAUUUGGGUGGUACCAGGAAGAAGGUGGCAAGACUGUUACCACCAUGGAAAGUGAAGAUGACGGAUAUGGGGGAUAUAUAUUAUUAUAAUCCUAUUACAGGCGCAACUAGUGAAACGAGACCCGCAUAAACAUAUAAUCAAUGUAAAAAUAAACGUCAUUUUCAUAAUUUUUAAUACAGAAAAUAGCGCAUGACCUAUUCCUAGAAAUAAAAAGACACAAGGUCUUUCAUAUUCUCGACGUCUCGCACAAAUGGCGCACUCUCAUCUUCUUCCUUAUGCAGGGGAAUUAGGGAACGUUUGUCAAUUACAUUGAUUGGUAUGCUGAUAGUCAACAAUCAAAUGACUACCGAUCUUUAGUAUAUA
Mucor mucedo is the source of this 1754-nucleotide messenger RNA. RefSeq lists its product as uncharacterized. The record is from RefSeq and is a predicted model, not a curated record. Gene Ontology annotation, molecular function: protein binding. Bases 18 to 1520 code for a protein of 500 amino acids. The transcript has 3 exons. NCBI's taxonomy places the organism in Eukaryota, Fungi, Mucoromycota, Mucoromycetes, Mucorales, Mucoraceae.